Perkinsus marinus ATCC 50983 is the source of this 2175-nucleotide messenger RNA. RefSeq lists its product as hypothetical. The record is from RefSeq and is a predicted model, not a curated record. The coding region runs from base 1 to 2175 and encodes 724 amino acids. The transcript has 13 exons. Lineage: Eukaryota; Perkinsozoa; Perkinsida; Perkinsidae.
AUGACCUCGGCUGGAGAAGGUCGGGACUCGCUCGACAAGGGAGGUGACGGUAGUGGCAAGCGGAAACCGCCGGCGUCUUCGCCACAGAAGCGGAGUGUAGACGAUCGGGAUGACGAACUACACCUACUGCAAGGAAGGACUAAUGGUCACUCACGAGACGAUGAUGAGGAUCAACGAGACGUUCUGGUGAGCAGCCAGGAGGUGCCGCAGUUGGGCCGGGGGAUGAAUGAUGGAAUGGUCGACCUGGGCGAGCUGGGAGAACCCCCUGUCAAGGUCCCUAGAGUAGUUGAUGUGAUACCACGCGAGUCGGCAUCUAAGCCUGGGGGGGUCACUGAGGAGGACGAGGAUGCUGUCAGCUUCUCAUCGGAGUGUAGUGUUGAAGAGGAUGACGAUGAUGACUCGAGAGGCGGCAAGAGCGUCGUUGAGCCAGAGGUCCCCCCGGCUAGGGCGGAGGAAUUGGAAAUAUACACCUAUGACCCGUUUUUCGUACCCCUCGACUCCGGUGAGAGCAGCGCCUUGGAUGAUUGCAUCUGCCGAGAUUUGGCUACACUAGUAGAAGGAGAUUACGGUGGAGCCUUCUCCCGUCUGGAGCCCUUCGCACAUCCCGAGUUGCAUCUGGUAUUCUUGCGUAAACCAGAGCAUGCCAGUCCAGAGUUGAUGCCAAUGAUGUGCAGGGCGUUCGAUGGUCCGAGGGAAGUAGCGGCCACAGUAGUCUGGUACAAGCCCGCCGACCUACUCACUGACGUCAUCCGUCUAGCUUUGGAUGCCUUGAAGGGAUCGGAAGUAAAGUUUGGUCUGCAGUCUGGCAUCAGAGCUAUGGUCACCUCUGCGGCUUCCCAGGAGAUAGUGGACGAUCCGAAAUCGAAGAUCUUGAUGAUAUUGGAUUCGGAAGACCCUACUUCACAGACCUUCGAAAACGUUAGAGCCGCGGAGUUGCCCUGUGCUGGGAGGAGCGACAUUUUCUCCGGCCGAGUGGGAGGGAAUUACCUCCGAAUUGAAGAGAGUGUUGAGAAGAAGGGCGGUGAAGAAAUCGAUGUGGGUCGCUGGCGUCCCCUAGAGUCCAGCUUCCUCAUACUCCGACAUCAGCCUCCAGCGUCGGCGUCAUCGAGAGUUGGCGGUGAGAGUAACGAACCAGAAAUGGUAUAUUUGGCCAUACCAUACAUCCUCCUUCCCUUUUGCCUCGACGCCGGGCCCAUUCUAAGACCUCCCGAUCUAUCGCAUAGGAUCCCCAUGGAUCCCCGCUCCUACUUUGAGUACUCUUCACAAUUCCUAUUCGAUGCCCAGCCGCAGGUUCGCGAACACCAUCCUCCAGGGCUACUCCUAUACGGUGAUAGAGCCCUGCCUUUCCUAACGCAAAUGAGUGAUGGCAGAGUCCCUGAUGAUAUCACCCUUGGCCUCGGGCUUAUGACUGACGCACGAGGCCGAACGUGCAGCAGAUACGGUCUGCUGGACACGGCCCAUGCCCUGUCUAUGGCGCCACUCUUUCCUGCUGACUCACACCUCAACCCUGGAGGUCACCGGUCUCUGUCUGAGAGCUCCCUAUCGAGUUGGGAGGAGUCCUCUAGCAGUAGUCACUCGGAGGAAUGCUCCUCCGGCCCCUUAUCCAAGCCCCUGAGUCAGUCUGGGUGUGGCAUCACUGAAUUGCCUAUCGCCUUCUCCUCGGUAUGUGGUUCCCGAACAGCUACCUCCGAGCUCGCCAGGUUCCUCGAGAGAACCUCGGCUGGUCAAACUGGCCAGACAGCACAGUGGCAGCCUAGCGAGAUGACGAUGAUCGAUCCGGCGGCUAGAUACGUUGGGCAUUGUCCUUCUAAUAUGGACACAGAGCCACAGCAGAAGCAGCAUGAUCCUGCUCCCACUACCAGGACUGUGGAGUAUCUCAAGUCCGGGCAAGCUACUUCUGAAGAGAUCCAAUCAUUCGGGGAGGAGGAGUGUCGGGCUUCUAUCCGCAUGCUGGCCACUGACCGUUGUGGGAAUUAUUUCCUUGAAAAACUGUGCCAUCACCUUGACCUACAUGAUGUUUGCAUCUUCCUGGAGGAACUGGUCAUCGCUCCAGAGUUGUCCAAGAACGCUCGAGAAGUUGCUGGAUCGAAAGUUCUUCUGGGAACGGCGAGUCAGCUGAAGGUCGAGAGACAAGAUCCUCCCGAUGACAUUGUCGAGAUCCUCCAAGUGCUUUAA